AUGAAUGCCGGGGGCCCCUUCCGCGGGCCGCCCGCGUUCUCGCCGCUGCGCUUCGGGCAGGCUCCCGUCUUCGGGCAGGGCGGCGGUGCCGCCGGCCUCCCCUUCGCCUCCAGGCCCGGGCCCGCCACCUUCGGGACGCCCUAUGGGCUAGGCCAGGCGCCGGCCUUCGCGGCGGCGGGCGGCGGCGGGGCCCCGGCCGGCAACACGGGGUUCAGCUUCAAGCCGCCCACCAACCUGGGCAGCUUCCCGGGGCCGGGAGAGGCGCCGGGCGGCGGCGGCGGCUUCGCGGCUUCCGAGUUCCGUUUCAAGGCGCCUGAGAACGCCCCUACCGCCUUCAAGCCGCUGCUGGGCGGCGAGGUGGAGAAGGGCCCGGCCGCCCCCGCCGCUUUCACCUUUUCGCCGCCCUUCGGCUUCGCGCCCGAGGCGGGCCCCGAGGUGGCGGUGGCGGGGGAGCCCUUCUCCUUCUCGCGUCCCGUCGCCGCCCUGGGCCGCCCGGAGGAGAAGGGACCGCGGCCGCUCUUCGAGGAGCCGGGAGAGCCGGCGUCCAAGGGCCUGAAGCGGAAGGAGGAGCGGGAGCGCUCCCCGCGGCAGCCGGCGCCGGGCGGGCGGGCGGUGUCGGCCCCGCCGCCGCCGGAAAAGCGGGCGGUGCUGCUGAGCUGCCCCCGCGGCGGGGCCCUCUUUGGCCGCACGUUGCAGGAUAUGCUGCGCAGCCAGGGCCGCGGGCACCGGGACCGCGGGGAGGCCGCUGAGACUGAGCGGGGACCCACCGAGGAGCUGGCGCCGGCCGAGUCCCGGGAGCCGUCCCGGGAAGAUGCCACCCCCAACACCUCCGCCCGACGGGCUCGGGGCGGCGAGAGCACGGAGGGACUGGGGGGGCUGUUGCCUGGCGAGCUCACGGCCAUCCAGUGCAAGAACAUCCCCGACUACCUCAACGACAGAACGGUGCUGGAGAAGCACUUCGGCCAGUUUGUAAAAGUUCGACGGAUCAUGAGCAGGCGCAAUAAAAAGAUGGCCAUUCUCCAUUUCUUUGAUCAUGCCUCUGCAUCUCUUGCCAGGAAGAAAGCAAAAGAGUUGCACAAAGACAUAAUAACAUUUUGGCAUAAGAAGAAAACAAGUCCAGCAAAAAGAGAAUUUUCAUCCAAGGAGAAGAAAGCAGGUGAAGAUGAAGGAAGGCAAAACAGUGAAGAGCAAAACUAUCAGCACUCACCUCUUCGAAAGCCCUUAAUAAGAUCCUCUGCUGGCAGUGUCAUACCUGGAAAAAGUUCUCCAGCAAAGAAGUCAGGUCUCCGAAAGGCACUGCAGUUUGAAGCAGAUCUUUUUGAUUCUAGUUCUGAAGGACAGAGCACAGAGGCCUUGGGAGCUUCGUUGUCCUCUCUUAGUAACCUGGUGGGAUUAGUGGCUGAGACAUCUGAAGAAAGGUACCGUCUUCUGGACCAAAGGGACAAAAUCAUGCGACAAGCUCGGAUAAAAAGGACUGAUCUUGGCAAAGCUAAAACUGUUGUUGGCACUUGUCCAGACAUGUGUCCUGAAAAGGAGAGGUACAUGAGGGAGACGAGAAACCAGCUCAGUAUCUUUGAAGUCCUUCUAGGAUCUGACAAGGUAGAUCAUGUAGCAGCUAUCAAGGAAUAUAGCAGGUCUUCAGCAGAUCAGGAGGAGCCUUUGCCCCAUGAAUUGAGACCCUCUGAGGUGCUGAGUAUGACCAUGGACUAUUUAGUGACAAAUAUUAUGGAUCAAGGAGAAGGAAACUACCGAGAAUGGUAUGACUUUGUCUGGAACAGAACUCGUGGAAUAAGAAAGGAUAUAACCCAGCAACAUUUGUGCAACCCACUGAUGGUUUCUCUGAUUGAGAAGUGCACUCGCUUUCACAUCCAUUGUGCUCACCACUUGUGUGAAGAGCCUAUGUCCUCCUUUGAUGCAAAAAUCAACAAUGAGAACAUGACUAAAUGCCUGCAGAGCUUGAAGGAGAUGUAUCAGGACCUGGCUAACAAGGGGAUUUACUGCAAGAGUGAAGCAGAAUUCAGAGGUUACAACGUCUUGCUGAAUCUCAACAAGGGUGAUAUUCUCAGAGAAGUACAGCAGUUUCAUCCAGAGGUUAGAAACUCUCCUCAAGUUAGAUUUGCAGUUCAAGCUUUUGCUGCAUUAAACAGCAACAACUUUGUGAGAUUUUUCAAGUUGGUGCAGUCUGCUUCCUAUCUGAAUGCCUGUCUCUUACAUUGUUAUUUCAACCAGAUUCGAAAAGAUGCUCUCAAGUCUCUCAAUAUUGCCUACACUCUGAGCACCCAAAGAUGUACAGUGUUUCCCUUGGAUCACCUGGUUCGCAUGUUACUCUUCAAAGAUUGUGAUGAAGCAGCUGAUUUUAUAAGUUAUUAUGGCCUGAGUGUGUCUGAUGGUGCUUAUGUGGAGCUGAAUCGCUCGGCCUUCUUGGAGCCCGAUGGGUUGCCCAAACCACGAAAAUCCGUGUUUGUCAGCCAGAAACUCACUGUCUGUGUUGGGGAAGUUGUCAAUGGUGGACCAGUACCCUCACCACCUCACCACGUGCCUGUGUCCAGCUUCAAUGGGCAGAACAAGUAUAUUGGUGGAAGCAUCUCUGUGGAUCAAGCCAGUAGUAGCCAAAAGUCCAGCGUGGAAGCAACAGAAGGAAGAAUGGAAGGCAAAGGUGUGGAUGUGGAUGCUGCAGCAUUAAGAGUCCAGCCCCCAGCUCAUCUCCUGCCCUCGCUGUUACCCCGUCAGCUUGUGCCCCUGCUGCCUUCGCAGGCAACAGCAGCCUCCCCACCUGCUGGACAUCCUGAGCGUCUCCCUUCAAAGCCUCAGCCUGUCUACACAGACACAGACAUUGCUGAAGUGGUGGAUGCGCUUGUGCAGGAUGUCCUCAAAGGAGAGUGCAGAGAAGUUGGCAGAGCAGGAGUGGCUUAUGUGGCUGCUGCCAUCUGCACCUCGGAGGCUACUGUGGAGGAACUUGUGACCCAUUUGGUGGAGGAGACCCUCAGAGAAGUGGCUGGGAGCGUGCUCAGUGCGGAAAGGGAACGCGUCAGAGAGGAGAGGCGCAGAGUGGAGGAGGAGAGGCAAAAGCAGGAAAGAGAACAGCUGAUAAAACAGUUGAGCCAGUUGGUGGGUAUGGAGUUAAUGGAAGAAGUAGUAAAGGAGGGUGUUCAAGAAGCUUCAACCAGUGAGUUAAAAUGUGCCUUAGAAAGAGACCGACAAGCCCGGAUUGCCCGGUGUUCAGAAGAAGUCUGUGGUCGUGUCAUGGACCACUUUCUGGAGGAUGAGAUUUUCCAGAUUGCUAAGGAAACCCUUCAGGAGCUCCAGUGUUUCUGCAAGUACUUGCAAAGGUGGAGGGAGGCAGUGGCAGCUCGAACGAAGCUGAAACGUCAAAUGAGGGCAUUUCCAGCUGCUCCUUGUUGCACAGAUCCAGAAAAUAAACUGAAAGCACUCUCCCCGAGUGCGGAGUGGCCUAUAGCCAUGGAGAACUUGUGCAGGAGAAUUGUAAACCUGGGCAAUGGAGGAAAGCUGGGAGUCUCUUGUACAAGAUUGAAUUGGCUGAGGAACAAGACAGUGCAUGAAAUUAAAGUUCAGCAUUUCUACCAGCAGUUGCUAAGUGAUUUAGCUUGGACUCCCCUGGAUCUUGUCUCGCUAAUCACUGAAAAUCUUCCAGUUCAACAAGAACAGUUUUUUUGGAAGGUGCUGUUGGUUUUGCCAAGUGAUGAUGAAUAUGCAGAAGAUGAUCCCAACAGAGUGCUGGUGGAUUGGUUGAAAGCCAAAUUUAUGGGUGACAAAAGUUGGAAGAAAAAUGCUCCGUAUAUAAAAGGCAGAAUUCAAACACUGACAUUAUUUAAUUCUCCUGCCAUGCAAGGGAGCAGAAGCAUUCAAGUCAGUGUGUGUAUAAAGGUGGCACAUGGUGUGCUCUCUGACACUGAGCUGGAUACAGCUGAGAUGCAGAAAGACUUGCUUGGAACCAGUGGUCUCAUUCUUCUCCUGCCCCCUCAAAUUAGGAGUGAAGAUGUUGCAGAAGAUGAUGUUUAUUGGCUUUCAGCUUUGCUGCAGUUGAAACAGUUGCUUCAGGCCAAACCUUUCCACCCAAUUCUUCCCCUGGUAGUUCUAGUUCCCAGUCAGGAAGACGUGGCCAUAGAGAAAGAAGUAGAAGAAGGUUUGAUGCUGCAGGACUUGAUUUCAGCCCAGCUUAUUUCUGACUACACCGUUGUUGAGCUCCCAGGUUCAAUCAAUGAUUUACAAGGCACCGAAAGGGUUUCUGAGGCUGUGGGCUGGCUGGUUUCCCAGUGCCCUGACUCCCUGGAGCUCUGCAGUCAGACCCUUCAGGAGUAUGUCGAGGAUGGGGUUGAUGGUGAAUUUGGCAAGCGCUUCUACCAUGACUGGCAGGAGAGGCGUGUAGCUGGCCUGCCAUCUCAGGACCCUGAGGUCAUCAUAGAGCUGUACAACAGUGUGCUGCAGUUUCUUUCUGAUGUGGCAUCCUCAGAGCAUCUUUGUGACUUGUCUUGGCCCAUCACUGAGUUCUCAGAGGCUGGGGGUAACAAGCUGUUGCCCCACCUGCAGUGGAACAUGCCUGAUCACCUGGCCUGGCUAAAGAAGGCUGUGCUAUCCUUCCAGAUCCCAUACCUAGAUCUGCCUCCAUUAGGUGCUCCUUGGCGUCCUGUUUGCCACAUGAUUUUUCAGUAUGUGUCUCAGAUUGCAAGUUCUCCCCAGACUCAACCAUUGAUCCAAUCUCAAGUGGAGAAUCUGCUGAGCAAAACUUACCAGAAGUGGAAAAACAAGACGUCAGGCAACUCUGAUGAAGGUGGACCUUCUGUUGAUGAGAUCCCUUGGGACAAUAUCUUGGCAGUCUGCAUUGAUCAUAAACUGAGGGACUGGAAACCACCCAAACUGCCUGUUUCUCCAGAAGCAGUAAGUGAAGAUGGUCAGAUUCGUGUGUACUUCUUCAAGGAGCAUUUAAAGAACUUCACUCUCCCCUUUUCCUGGGAACAAGCCAGACUGCGCACACAGAAGGAGAUCCAGCAGGGCCAGGAGAGGUCAAGGGUAAAAUCUGCAAAUUCUUUUAAGAAACCUGGCAUCUCCAUGUUGACAGGCCAGUAUGGUUCUGGCAUCAGCAUGCUUCCAGGUCAAGGAAAGAGCAUUCCCAGUGCAGAUGAAUUCACAGACACAGCUUCAGCCCAGGAGCUUCUCCCAGAGCGUCUGUUGGCACAGUUGCAACUGGAGAAAAUAGAAAGCAGGAGGUUUGAAGAACAAUUGCACCAAUGGCUGGCUGAGGACAUUGAGCCCCAUGGUGAUUUUGUACCUCUUCCUCUCUACCUCCCCCAGUCUCUGGUCUCUACCACGACUGUCACCUGUCCAUUGAUGAAGAGUCCCAUGUCAUCUGCUCAGGAGGUGGAGUGUCAAGAGGCAUGCAAGCUUUCAACAGAGGAGCUAAGCCCCACGCUGUCAGACAGACUGAAAUACCUGCAGCAGCUCCUCAGAGCAAACAGGGAAGGUGAAACUGCCUCUGAGCUCCACCUGUCUGCUCUUGCGGAUAUGGUGGAUAUUUGAGCAGAGAUGAGAUAGGUGUGCAGACCAAGAAAUGGUAAAGAGAAUCAAGGCUGGGUGGUUGAACAGAUGGGCUCCUAAGGUGCAUUCCAGAAAAAGCAGGUGUCCUCCCGGGAGAAUACAGAGUGGACAUGGGGCCUGGACCCUUGUUGCUUGUCUGCCUGGCCAGAGAUGAUGAUGUGGCUCACUGUGUCCCUUUGGCUCCCAACUGUGCCUUGGCUGGUCUGGGACUCCCUUCUAUGCCUCACAGGCAUAGGGACAAGUCAAAUGCUUUUCUUGGAAGGACUUAACUGGUGGUUUUUCUUUCUACCAUCUCUUGUUGUUAAACAGCUUCACCAGGAGAAAGCUGUAGGGUAGCAGAGGCCCCUGGGAACAUCAGAGCAAUGUUUCUCUCUAGUCACAGUCCCCAGGAUGUCCCAGCUCUGUCCUUGCUUCAUGCAGAAGCAGUGCUGUGGUGUGAAGUUGAUGUUUUGCUGCCCAGGAACUUCCUGAGUUGGUGCAACACUUGGCUGUGUUUAAUAAGGUUGCUCAGUGCUAAUGCAGAAGAGUUGUGCUGCUGGGCCUGGGUUUUAAUGUAUUGAAUAUCUGUGGCAUUAAAAUGAGAUGAAUUGGUCAUUCUACAAAUUAAUUGCCAUGCUGGAAAGCUGGACCCUUUCUGCAGUAGACAGCUAUGAGGAAAUUAAUUUCUGAUUACGUCCAUUCUCAAUUAUUUUAAAAGCUGUGGCUUUGGAAGUUGAAGACUUUCUGUGUUCAGUUUAAUAUUGAUUCCCAGUAAACAGUAGGAAGAUGUGCUUCAUGUCUGCAGUACUCCUAUACAAAGUCUUUUUUGUUACAGUGUCAGCAGAUUUUUUUUCAGACAGAAGCAUCUGCCUGGUGAAAUACAAAUUAUUGCAGCUUUGGAGGUAAAUGUUGAUUCUUUUGCCUGACAGAGGCCAGUUCUCUGACUUGCUCCAAAUUUUAUUUGAAAUUCUUAGUAGUCCACAACUGUCAGCUACCUUCCUAAAAAGUAAUCCUAUGUUUAAUUGAAAUAUAAAAUUUUAACUGCAGAAAUUAUUCUUUGAGACCGUUUAUAGGAUUUUUUUUUUGCUGGGCUGGUAACCUUCAGGGCUUUUGUGCCUCUGCAGUUCUUUUCCAUGAUUUAUCCCAGUUAAUGUUCUCAGUUUACCUGGAAUUCAGAUGUAAAAGCCCCGAUGUGUUUUGGGAUGUAAUUCACCCCAUCUGCUAUGUAAAUCUGCUUUGUACCUAAUAAAUUUUUAGUGGCUUGAACUGUGCUGUCAUCUCCAUU
Messenger RNA from Calypte anna (Anna's hummingbird), 6817 nucleotides. RefSeq names its product minichromosome maintenance complex component 3 associated protein (gene MCM3AP). Gene Ontology annotation, molecular function: nucleic acid binding. Gene Ontology annotation, cellular component: cytoplasm; transcription export complex 2; nucleus. Gene Ontology annotation, biological process: mRNA export from nucleus. The coding region runs from base 1 to 5535 and encodes 1844 amino acids. NCBI's taxonomy places the organism in Eukaryota, Metazoa, Chordata, Aves, Apodiformes, Trochilidae. The transcript is spliced from 28 exons. The record is from RefSeq and is a predicted model, not a curated record.